AGGUCUUGCACCACUCUCAAUUUAUCCUGAGAACGUGAGUGGAUCUGAGAGAAAGAACUUUACAGAACACCGACUUUCUCCGUGGGAUCUGACAGAAAGAUGAAGUACUACAGUUAUCCCGUGUCUCAGACUGGGGGACUGGGCGCCUUCCCCCAGGACAAGUACAGAAGCUCGGCAUCGCAAAAGUGCCUCCGCAGCGUCCACUUCUCUCACGACGUCGUCUUCCAAGAUUUUGUACGGCACGGUGAGCUAGAGAGGAUCGGAUGCUUUAUCCGCGCCAGGAGAGUCCGCCUGGACACCAUCUACCACUCCGGUAUGGCGGCCAUCCAUGAGGCAGUUCUGUCCGGAAACCUGGAGUGUGUGGAGCUCCUGAUCCGCUACGGAGCAGACAUCCACCAGAGGGACGAGGAAGGGUGGACGCCGCUUCACAUGGCGUGCAGUGACGGCUUCCCUCACAUCGCACGCUACCUUCUCUCCCUUGGCGCCGACCCAAACCUGGAAAACGACAGCAUGGAGAAGCCCUCGGACCUCAUCGAGCCAGAAAACAAGGAACUGCUGGACCUCUUUGGCCCGGUUGUCGACGGCUGAGAACGUCUGAGGUUACGUCUCUCGACUCGGAGACGGGCGGUGAAGCCCCAACGAGUUUGGCAUCUUGAAGCGGAGAGCUGCCUCGACUGAGGAGGCGACGGUGGACGCCCGAUGAAAGGAGGCCCGACGGAGCUGGCUGCAUCCCCUGGUGGACCUCCUGGAACCAGCUCUGGUUUUUAUGCUGCGGUGACUUUCAAUCAACACUUUGGUCUAAUUUGACAUGAUACUGGAGAAGGUGGACAAGACACAGGUUUUGGCUCACAUUUCACACACAAUACUUCCAUGAGUGCACUGUGUCCUCCAGUCAAAUGUUUUCUUUUCUUCUUCUUCUCUCCUUUUUUUUUGUACCCAUUGAGUUUCCAGCAGUGCAGACUGAAUUGUGUAGACUCUUUUUAUGGACAAUAUCCAUGUACUGACAGAGCACUGCGUCUAGUUCAGGGGCCUUAAACUCAUUUUAGAUCGGGGGCCACUGGAGAAAAAUCUACUCCCAGGUGGGCCACAAAGCACGACACUUUUUUCAACUUUUACUGUCAAUCUUGUGCUAACGGAUUCAAUUCCGACACAUAUUCUUUCCUGUGCGCACACGUCUUUUACUUUUUCAUCCUACGUCAAUAAUCUUUGAGACACGGUAUACUCGGACAAAAUAGACUAAAACGAACUACAACCAACGCUAGCAAUGGUAAUACUGGUGGAAAUCAGUACAGCAUGUUUAGCAGCCUAAUGUACGCCACUAAAGCGGAGACAUUUUACCAAGGUAUGCCUACAGGCUACUGUUUCAAACGUUACAGAUUGCCAUAUCACUUGGUACACGUAGUCCACCAUAUGUAAACACGAAUGAGGAAUUAUUGUGUCAUGUGAUUUGGCUGUCUCCAUAUGUUUCACAUGACAAUAUGGUUAACUUACAACAAUCAUUUAACAGUUUUGUUUAUUAGCAAAUACAUGCUAGAUCUCUCUUUCGAAUGGCCGACUAGCGUUGCAGAUAACUUCCUCUGCCACAAGUCGUUGCACAGUCCAUCUUCACAAAGGUAUUUUCCUCUGGUUUAUAAGUAAAACGUCGGACUGGUAAAAUCACGGCACGAUAACCUUAAAAAUAAAGACAACUUUAGAUUAUUUUCUUCGUUUAAAAAUAGAACAAGCACAUUCUGAAAUUGUACAAAUGAUAAUGUUUUAGGGUUGUUUUUUUACCAUUACCUGUUGUGGUUAAAGUAUAUAUACUUGUCGUUAUUUAUAUUUUCUGAAUAAAUUAUGUGAUGAUGUUCAUCAAUCAACUCAUUGGUGUUAAUUUUCAAUCUAUCAGGAUAUAAAAAAAAAUGAUAUCAAAAUCCAAUUACAGUAUGUUAUUUAUGUAGUUUGUUUUCCUCGACUGAUGUACUAACGUAGUUUAUUUUGUACAUAUGUAGCAUCAUCUACAAAGAUACAAAUAAUUGUUAUUACAACAUCCAGUGGACACAUUUAAAAAAUUUCUGGUAAUUUUGUAUACAAACCUUCUGUGCUAUUUGUUGUUUGAAUAAUCAAUGUAUUUGGGAGACACCUGAGCAACAAAACUCACCUGUCAGUCCCAUGUUGGAUUUAGAUUUAUUGGUCUCAGUUGGGGAAAUUCAUUUUCACUGCCGUACAUUUAAACAAUAGACAUUACACAUCAGGGCAGCACGGUGGAAAAGGGGUUAGUGCAUCUGCCUCACAAUACGAAGGUCCUGAAUAGUCCUGGUUUCAAUCCUGGGCUCAGGAUCUUUCUGUGGAGUUUGUAUGUCCUCCCUGUGACUAUGUGGGUUCCCUCCGGGUACUCCGGCUUCCUCCCACUUCCAAAGACAUGCACCUGGGGAUAGGUUGAUUGGCAACACUAAAUUGGUCCUAGUGUGUGAAUGUGAGUGUAAAUGUUGUCUGUCUAUCUGUGUUGGCCCUGCGAUGAGGUGGCGACUUGUCCAGGGUGUACGCCGCCUUCCACCUGAUUGUAGCUGAGAUUGGCACCAGCGACCCCAAAGGGAAUAAGCGGUAGAAAAUGGAUGGAUGGAUAUAUAUAAAUAAUCUCUCAGAAGACCGUUUGCGACACAGUCUGCUAACUGCUAAUGUGACGUUUGCUACAUAGCGUUGGUAUCCUUUAAAGAAAAUCCUAGUAGGAAGAUAAUGUUUUGAUUUGAUUAUGUUUCUCAUUUACGUAGUGCAGAAAAUACAUAUUUUUAAGAGUUCUAAAAUUCCUAACCGUCUGUUUGGCCAUAAAUGUGUUCAAGUGAGGAAGGCAAGGUCGAGCCAAUGUGUGUUUGUGCUCUUUUUGAUUUGUUUUUUACUUUUUCAAAUAAACUGUUUAUAUAAUU
Molecule: messenger RNA, 2900 nt
Organism: Nerophis ophidion (straightnose pipefish)
Lineage: Eukaryota; Metazoa; Chordata; Actinopteri; Syngnathiformes; Syngnathidae
Product: protein phosphatase 1 regulatory subunit 27-like
Exons: 3
Coding region: 100-588 (162 amino acids)
Molecular function (GO): phosphatase binding
Source: RefSeq, a predicted model, not a curated record